AUGAUCCUUGUUCUUGUAGAUGCUCACAGCAAACGGAUCGAGGCCGUACCAAUGAAGCAGGCGACCACAUCUUCGACUAUCACUUGCCUGCGCAGCUUCUUCAGCAGGUUCGGCAUUCCGCGCGCCCUUGUUUCAGAUAAUGGGACGCAGUUCUCUAGUGAAGAGUUUGCCGAUUUCAUGAAUAAGAACAUAACUCACCUGCGCACGGCUGCGUUUCAUCCCCAGUCGAAUGGCCUUGCAGAGAGAGCUGUUCGAACCGUGAAAGCUGGGCUGAAGAAGAUUAACCAGGGCGGAUUAGAAGAUUGCCUUUGCAGACUACUCUUCAAUUACCGGAGAGCACCCCUCGCAUCGGGCAAUUCUCCUUCGGAGCUUCUCCUGGGAUACCAAAUUCGGCUUCGUCUGGACACGUGCUUUCCUCCCUUGAUUGCAGGAAGAUCAGGUGAAUCAGAUGAGUGGACCCUGGCACCGGACGCGAAUGUUUACAUCCGCAACUUUGGUAAGGGUGAAAAGUGGAAGACCGGCACGGUACAGUCGACCGACGGAGCGAGGAUGGUGACAGUCGAGACGCCAGAAGGCCUUGUUCGGAGACAUGUGGAUCAAGUUCACACAAGGAGAGACUCGGUUGAACCCCAACGUGACAGGGAAGGGGAUAGUAUGCCUAAGUCGAGAACUACGCAAGAAACUUCCGGAUCAGGACCAAGCGUGAAGGCGGAACUCCGUGAGCCACCACACCAGCUGCAGUCAUCAUCCCCAACCCAAGACCAGGAAAAGCAGAAGACCAGGGAACCUACAGUGACCACAGAACUCCGGCGCUCAACACGACAGCGUAAACCUGUGCAGCGUCUCCAGUAUUAUUGA
Messenger RNA from Rhipicephalus sanguineus (brown dog tick), 858 nucleotides. RefSeq lists its product as uncharacterized. Gene Ontology annotation, biological process: DNA integration. The coding region runs from base 1 to 858 and encodes 285 amino acids. The record is from RefSeq and is a predicted model, not a curated record. NCBI's taxonomy places the organism in Eukaryota, Metazoa, Arthropoda, Arachnida, Ixodida, Ixodidae. The transcript has a single exon. Gene Ontology annotation, molecular function: nucleic acid binding.